Molecule: messenger RNA, 2963 nt
Organism: Onthophagus taurus
Lineage: Eukaryota; Metazoa; Arthropoda; Insecta; Coleoptera; Scarabaeidae
Gene: m
Product: zona pellucida domain-containing protein miniature
Source: RefSeq, a predicted model, not a curated record
AUGUCAUUUAAAUUAGAUUUUUAUUGAUUCAAUUAUAAUUCGAUAUAAAUUUAUUCUUAUUCAUCGAAUAUAAAAACGGAGCGGUUACAUCAGACUCACGCACACACACGCCCGGUUACAAUAAUCAAUUCUGGCCGAAAACUCGAACCGGUACGUCUCGAAAUUCGGUCGACGUACGUUAAGAGUCUCAAGAGCUUAAAGUGGGCAAUGUCGAUGGCCUUUACCAGUCUGUGCGUCUGUUGGCAGACUGGCGAUGGGGCCACCUUCUCUCUCAUCUUCCUCGUCAUCACCGUCACCUUUUCCUUCUUCUUUCCUCGUUCUUCGGCGACGGCCUGACGUAACCGAACGGCCAAGGAAGUCGCCGGGAUAACUGGACACCAUCAGUCUGCUCGGCAGUUCUUCUUUGCCGGACGUAGAGUAUUGUUGAGCAUUGAAUCACACGUUGUUGGCCGUCGCGACGUCGGUUUCUUAGCGCAGAGUGAUGUACCCACGAUAAUAAUUGAUUUGAUAAAUAUGAUCUGAAUUUAAAGAAAAAAUCCUGGGUUACGGACGACCUUUGGAAGGGUAAAAGAAAAAAAUGCGAAAUUCAUCACGAGGACUUCGAAGGUAUACGUUUUGUCUUCUGUAUUGGUCGUGUUUCGUUAGUUUAUUUACGUUAAUAAAAUGUGGAGAUUUAUGGCCAAUGGACAAACCGGAAGAUAUGCCAUCAAUUCAAUCAUUAGAAGUAAUGUGCGGAAAAGAUCACAUGGACGUUCAUUUAACAUUUUCACAUCCAUUCGAAGGGAUUGUAUCAUCAAAAGGACAACACGGUGACCCACGGUGUGUUUACGUGCCUCCAUUAACCGGGCAAUCAUCAUUUUCGUUCCGAAUCGCGUACACAAGAUGCGGAACAAAACCGGAUCUUCACGGUCAAUUUUACGAAAACACCGUUGUCGUUCAAUACGAUAAGGAUUUAUUGGAAGUAUGGGAUGAAGCGAAAAGACUGAGGUGCGAAUGGUUCAAUGAUUACGAGAAAACAGCGUCAAAACCGCCGAUGGUUAUUGCCGAUUUAGAUGUUAUCCAAUUGGAUUUUAAAGGGGAUAAUGUUGAUUGUUGGAUGGAAAUCCAACAUGGAAAAGGUCCGUGGGCUCCACCAGUAACUGGAAUAGUUCCGUUAGGAUCAACUUUAACUUUAGUUGUAGCUAUAAACGAUUAUAAAGGAGAAUUUGAUAUGCGAGUAAAGUCUUGUAUAGCAUCCGAUGGAGAUAACCACAUAAUCGAAUUAUCCGACGAUAAAGGAUGCGUUUUACGCCCGAAAAUGAUUAGCAGGUUCUUAAAAGCGCGAGGAGUCGAUGAUAGAGCCUCAAUAAUAACAUACGCUUUCUUUCACGCAUUUAAAUUUCCCGAUACUCUUAGCGUACACAUCAAGUGUAAAGUGGAAGUUUGUCGUCACGGAUGUUUAGAUCAUUGUCAAGAUCAAUUAAUAAAUGGUGUGGGAAAUGAUUUUGAGGAUCAUUUUAAUUCGAUUGAAAGAAAAGAUACGAAUAAUAAUAACAAAAAGAUUGAGGACGAUAAUAAUAAUGUGGCGUCUAUUGAUAUUGGAGCUGGUUUUCCAUCGAAUGGAAAAAGUAAUAAAAAAAAUAAUGGAAAUAAACGAUUUUCGAGUGAUGUAGGAAAUGAAAUUGCUGCACUUCCAUUUAAAGGACCAUUUCCGCAUGGACCCCGACAAUUAGAAGAACAACAAAUUGGAACACCAAGAAGUUUAUCGGAUUUAUCUGAUACAACAACAAUAAAAGAAGAUACAAUUAACGAAAAAAUUAAAUCUCGUAAAAAACGUCAUCAAAUUUUAGAUAGGAAAACGAGAAGUGCUGAUGUUGGAGUGUCCGGUAUUUACAAAGUUAUAUCCGAAGCGGAUUUAGCUUUCAGUCCCGAUGCUAAAACUGAAUCGGUUACGAUAUUUCAAGGAAAAAUUCGCGAAGAAGUUAUUUAUGGAAUUUGUAUGCCCGUUCCCGGUUUUAGUGCAUUAUUUGUUAUGAUUGCGAUUUCUGCUGCCGUUAGUACAUUAGUAGCUGUGUCUUUACUCUAUCGGUAUCAACUCCAAAAAGAAAAUUCAACAUCGGGGAGACAAAUAAUUGAAAGUCAAACUUUGCAAUUAUCGACGUUUACGAAUGUUAUGAAAUUAUUUAAACACGAUAAUAAUAAUAAGAAUGGGGUUAAUUUACAAGAUUUUAAAAAUGGGAAGGUUAAACAAGAAAUAAGUGAAAUUGAACAAUAAAAAAAUUAUUAAAUGGCUAACCUAAAAAUAUUAUUUAGCUAACUUCAUGUUUAUUAUUGACAUUAAUGACGUAAAUUAUAACCUAAAAUUAGUUUUUGGGUUAACCAUUUUUUUAUUGUUUAAUUUUGAAUAAAUCUUUUUUAAUAAUUUAAUUUUAUAGGAUUUAGGUGAAAAUGUGGGCAAAAAUGCAAUAAUGAAGAUGACAAUGUAAAAAAAUUAAAUAAAAUACCUAAUUUAUUUUUUUCAAUAAUUAAUUUCGUUUUAAUCAUUUUCGUUUUUAGAAUUUUAGAUUAAACUCGGGAUAUGGUAGAAAUAAGAAGAAAAUCUUGGUCUUUAUCUUUUCCGCAUCUCCAGUUCCUAAUUCUUGUUGUAAAUAGAAAUUUUACGCAAAAAAAAGAUUAUUUCAAUUUCUCUUUUUAUUUUUAAUUUUUUCGUUGUUUAAUUUCGAAAACUUUCAUUUAAGACUUGUACAUAUUGUACUUUUUUGUAUAGUAUUACUUGUAUUUUGUAUUUUUGCUUAAGUUUUUUUUUGUUAAUUAAAAAGAGUUAAAAGACAUUACACCUCAUUGUUUAAAGUUUAAGAUGUUUAAAUUAAAAGAUAUUUUUAUUAAAAUGUAUUAGAUUAGAGUAGGUUGUAAGAUUUUUAUGAGAUAACGUGGAUUUAAAGUUAAUCUGCUUAAUUUUUUUUAUAAAAAAACAUAUCACAGUA